AUGGCCCAAUAUGAGGCUAAGUUUACCGAACUAUCACGUUUUGCCCCACAGUUGAUUGCUACAGAGGAGGAAAAAGCUUUAAAGUUUCAGGAUGGACCGAAACCUUAUUUGAAGAAUAAGAUAUCAAUUUUGAAGAUAGGUGUUUAUUCAGAGGUGGUAGACAGAGCCCUUAUUGCAGAGAAGGACAAUGAAAAGUUUCACCAAUAUAGAGAACAACAAAGGAAGAUGAAUAGAAAUGAUGAGAAUAAGAAGUUUGUUUUUGGAAAGCCUAAGGAGGAGAAUAAAGAGGAUAGACAACAGCCUAAGGCUCAAGGGCGGGUAUUUGCUAUGACUCAUGGAGAUGCUCAGCCUACUUUUGAUGUGGUGACAGCUUCUUAUCAUGCUUCUGUUGAUUGUUUUGGGAAAAGAGUGACUUUUAGCAUUCCUGGUCAGCCUGAUUUUAGUUUUGAGGGGAAGCAUGUGGACAAACCACUACGUGUGAUCUCAGCCUUGCGAGCUAGUUCUUUGCUCAGGAAAGAGUGGGAGGUGGAGUUCACCAUUGAUUUGGUACCAGUGACAGGUUCUAUAUCUAAGACCCCUUACAAGAUGGCACCUUUGGAGCUUAAGGAGUUGAAGAUUCAACUUCAGGAGUUAGAGUUGAAUAAGGUGAUGGUGAGGAAUAAGUAUCCCCUUUCUCGGAUUGAUGAUUUGUUUGAUCAGCUUCAGGGUGCUUGUGUGUUCUCUAAGAUUGAUCUUCGGGUAUUCAAGCCUUAUCUAGAUCAGUUUGUGGUAGUUUUUAUAGAUGAUAUUCUGGUGUACUCAAAGAGUAGGGAGGAACAUGAGCGCCAUUUGAGUAUUGUAUUACAGACUCUCAAAGAUAAGCGAUUGUAUGCUAAACUCAAGAAGUGUGAGUUCUGGUUACACAAGGUUUCUUUCAUUGGGCAUGUGGUGACCAAUGAUGGCAUCUCAAUUGAUUCUGGAAAGGUAGAUGUUGUGUCAAAUUGGAGGAGACCUACUACUGUGACCAAGAUUCAAAGUUUCUUAGGACUGGCUGGUUAUUACAGGCGGUUUAUUGAGGAGUUCUCUAAGAUUGCCCUAUCUCUAACCAGUUUGACUCAAAAAGGGGUUAAGUUUGAGUGGUUCAGGAGGGUUUGUGGUGUGUAG
This is a messenger RNA of Vitis vinifera (wine grape), 1143 nucleotides long. RefSeq lists its product as uncharacterized. NCBI's taxonomy places the organism in Eukaryota, Viridiplantae, Streptophyta, Magnoliopsida, Vitales, Vitaceae. The coding region runs from base 1 to 1143 and encodes 380 amino acids. The transcript has 7 exons. The record is from RefSeq and is a predicted model, not a curated record.